Cyanistes caeruleus (blue tit) is the source of this 8301-nucleotide messenger RNA. It is a transcript of the gene AMER3, whose product is annotated as APC membrane recruitment protein 3. Gene Ontology annotation, cellular component: plasma membrane. The record is from RefSeq and is a predicted model, not a curated record. Gene Ontology annotation, molecular function: phosphatidylinositol-4,5-bisphosphate binding; beta-catenin binding. Gene Ontology annotation, biological process: regulation of canonical Wnt signaling pathway. Lineage: Eukaryota; Metazoa; Chordata; Aves; Passeriformes; Paridae.
GAGAGUAACACUGGAGAGCAGCAGUGGUCCAGCCCCUCAGAAUCUGAAAAGCAUCACAGGAGCCUCUGGAUAAAGACCAGCUUCAGGAGCAAGGCUAGGAGACAGAGGAUUUCUGCUCAGUCAUAAAACAUGAAACAGAUGUGAGGAAGCAGUAUGGAGCUCAAGAGAGGAAAGACCUUCAUAAAAUCCAGUGUACAACAUGAGAAAGUGCCACCAGUGCAUACAGCUCCUACCAACAAAGAUGAGAUGGGAAAAGACAAAAAGGCAGCUCUGGAGGGAAACCAAAGUGUGGCUGAAGUCCAGCUGGCCUGUCUGGCCACACACAAGAACUACAGAUGUUCUACAAGAGCAGCAAGGAGUGGAGCUGGUGGUCACAACCUGGAAAAAUCAUCUGGCUCCUCCUACAAGCUCGUAAGGAAGAGUAAAACCCAUGACUGCGUUGCUGAGGCACACAAAGCAGAGCAGUGCAGCCCCAGCAGCAGGGCUUGCGAGGAGGGUUUGUCUGGAAAGGGCAAGGGCCGACUUGUCAAUAGCAUCAGCUUUUCAGGGAUGUCCAGCUCCAGCAGUAAGAAGGAGUGUGUGGUCAGCCCCAGCCAGUCUGCAUGCAGCAGUCAGAUGAUUGAUUACAGGAACUUUGUGCCACAGAUGCCUUUUGUACCAGCUGUCGCAAAAACCAUUCCCAGGAAGAGGAUUUCUCUCAAGAGAUCUAAGAAAGGGCUCAGAGAUAUAUUUCAUAUAAGAAAAAAUAAACCAGACAGCUUCUCAUUUCUGGUGGAGAAGGACAAGAACCUGUCCUCUCCAGGCUGCAAGAGUGAGCUGUCUGCACGUCUUGCAAAGUAUCUUUUCAAAACUGGGGAAACUUGUGCAGCUGAUUGCUUGUCACAGGACUGCUCAGACAGUGAACUGCAGUCUGACUCCUCCUACGACUACUGCAAUGCCCUGUGUGAAGAUGUUGCCUCCCUGAAGAGCUUUGACUCCCUCACUGGCUGUGGGGAAAUCUUUGCUGAUGAGAGCUCUGCUCACCUGGAGCUGGAGAGCAGCAAAGACCUUCUCCUGAGGAGAAGCAAGCACAAAGACAGCCCUGCCAUGGGCUCCUUCCAAGGUGGGGUGGAGCAGCUGGCUUCUCCUGGCCAGAAUGAGACAGUGGAAUUUGCAAAGUUUUGGGACAACAUCAACAAAUCAGUGAGGCUGCACCAGAGUGCUCUGUUUGAAAAGAAGUUGCUGAAGAUGUCUGGUUCUGACACAGAAAAGGAUAGAAGUCAGGCUGCUGUACUGGUGACAGACACCCAAGUGUCACCUGAUAAAGAAGGUGACAAUUCCAAAGACAGCUCCACAGAAACAGAAACACCCAAAAGUGAAAACCAGGAAUCCACAUCCACAAGUGAUGAAGGCUACUAUGAUUCUUUCUCUCCUGGACAAGAUGAUGAACUGAAGGAAGCUCAGACCCCUGGUGUCCCAGGGAGAUUUCCAAGAGACAGCUACAGUGGAGAUGCCCUUUAUGAGCUCUUCUAUGACCCAAAUGAAGUCAAAGUAAACCCUGUCCUUGAUGAUGACUUGUGUGCCUCUGAAAGUGUUUCAGAGCAAGCCAUUGAAAUCCCUUUGUCCAUUUACAGCUUUCAUGUUGGAGCUGAGGAGAACAUGGCUUCCCAACCAACUCUAGACAUCAUUAGCCAGGGAUUUUUCCACAGCACAUGGAAAGGCAAAGAAUGUUUGCUAAAGCUCUGUGAUACUGAGCUUUCACUGACCAUGGGCAUAAUAAACUGGCUACGGAAACACUCGGGACUCAUCUCCUCCCCUGACUCUCUUCAGAGCCCUCAGUCACAGCGAGAAAAGUCUCAUGGUUCAUUGAUCCCCAGUCACAGUCCAGAGCAGAAAGGCAGCACAGAAGUUCAGCAGGAGACACCAGGCAAGGGUGAAUCUAAUACAUUUAACAUAUGUGUGCCUUCGGAGGAAAGCAAACACACAGCCCAGGCCUCUUCAGUAAACAUUGAUGGAAGAGAGCACAGCCUGGGCUCCUCCCUGAACACAUCUGAUCUGGAUUUCCAAGGAACAGAAGGGAGUCACCACAAGGACUUACCUACAGUGCCUGGGACCGUGGAAAACACAAGUUAUGCAGCGCAAUUGCAGGCUGACAGAGACAAUCUGCAGACAUCCUCAAAUGACAAUGAGAAGGUAGCAAUUUCACUGGGAUGUGAGACAUCCAGAGGUAAAAACCCACUGCCAGAAGAGCUGAACAGAGAGACUGGCUCCCAGAGCUCUGAAAAUCCUUCCUUAGAUGAUAAUCACGAAGUAGAAUCAUGUUACUCCUACAAGACUGCUGCGACCUCACUCCGAGAUCCCCUCGAGGGGGAGGACAGAACUAAACCAAUGUAUCACUCUCUCUCCAUUUCCUGUGACAAACCACUGCAGCCUCUGACCCUCAAUCACUUCCAGAGCUACAUGAGCCCCACACCAACAGACAGCAGCACUAACAUAGUGCAGCUCUUAGAGCACUGUGUAACACAGGUGGCAUCAUUAAAAAUCAGCUAUGAAAACAAGCACCUGGAAGACAAAUACAUCGGGAAUGAAAUGAACAGUAUCAUUCAUAAGAUGUCUCAGUACAAAAACAAGUUAUUGUUACAGAAUGAAUGCAGCUGCAUCGCUCAAAUUCCAGAAUUUCCCAGUAUUCCUAGUACAAACCAAUACGAGACAAAUUUCCAAUCUAGCAGUCUGUAUCAUUUGAAGAAAAACGGGGAGCAAAAUUGCUCUGAAGAUCAGAAAAGUAGAGCAAAAAUCCUAGAUGAGGUUACUCAAAGCAAGAUAAAUUUUGAAUAUGCCCAGCUGAAUAAUCAAGCCCUCUCAUAUUUAAAGGACUUUGGUCUCAGUCCAAGUGACUCUGGCCCUGAGACAUCUCUUAGUAGACCAACAUUUUUGCCUCUCUUUAACUCUGUCUGCCCAGACCUCGGUGGUGCCUUCUCCCAGGGCUCACAGAGCACGGCUGUCUGUCUGUCUGAGUCUCUGCAGCCUGAGGAGGCCAAGCAGUGCAGCCCAGGGUCCUGGCAGUGUGCAGAGAGCCCCUGCCAUGGCCUGGCUGCAGGGACUGCUCUGAGCCCUCUCCUAGAGGCAGUGCUGCGGGAUACGGCGGUGCCAGCCAGGGACCACCAGUGACACACCUGCAUGGAGAAGGUGCAACACUGAAGAAUCCAUUUGUAGAUAUGGAUGCACCCUCAAAACACAGCAUAGCAUGACAGCUCCAUGACGUUGUACCAAGACCAGAAUCAACAAGGAUUUCUCUCUGGAGAUCUGACCAGAAGUGCUGCAGUAGAAAAUAAUGCCAGUCUGUUGGAAUGACAGGCACAAUUAGGAGUUCUGGACAACCACACACCCCUGAAGCCAUAGUUGCAGAUGGCUGGUAACUAAAACUCUUUUUUAAAAACAAACCAAAUCCAAGUUCAGUAGGAUUUUGAAAAAAUUCAUUCCAUGAUAAGGUUUAAGAAAAAAAUGAUAGUAUAUAUGUCAUAUUGUGCCACACAACAAUUGAAAAAAUCCCUAUAUUUUUAAAACACAGGCACGUGCAGAAUGAGCUUUCAUAUGGGAAGCUGUUAUGAAGAGGUAAAAUUGCUUUCUGUUGUACUAAUUUUUCUUUAAUUUUAGAGAAAAGCUUUAUAUAUUUUAUGUCAACCAAGCCACCAGGUUCUAGACUGCAGAUUACACUGGUAUGGUAAGAUUUACUGCCUUGGAAAAGGUAUUUUUUAAACAAACAAAAAUAUAAGGAAGCAGAAUAUAGUAUGCCCUAUAUUGUCCAAAGACACGUGUUUAUCACAGCAGAAAGUGUGAAUAGAAUAAUGAGUUCUAUGUAAAAAUCACCAUCAAAAAUAUAAAUUAUUUGAUUCCAUUUUAAAUGAGAGAAAACAUGUUUUUAAUAUCCAUGAUAACAGCUGUGUUUAACCUCAUAUAGAGUCUUCCUUUUCUAAUUGAAUAGUUCUCAAAGUACUAGAUAAGAGACACUGUUAAGCCAGUUUUCAGUUUCUUGUGGCAUUCUUGGAGUUUAACAGAACAGUCAUUUUCAUACCUCAGUUCAAAUCUGGUCUUGGCUCUCAUAUUUUGAGAAUAAAUUGAAAAAAAAACAACUAUGCUUUGUAGAUGAAACCUGAUGAUUAAAUGUUCCCCUGUGGCCAUAUGGUGUGCUUGUAGAGAUCUUUACAGCCUCCUGCACUGGACAGUAUUUAGGGGCAUUAUCUUUGCCCUGAGAUUUGUUGUCAUGGGGAAAUGAGGAAAAAGGACAUGAGGCUGGAAACUGCAGCUAGGGAAAAAUACCUUAGAUUAGAUGCCUGAAUUUUGAUAUCAAAAGUUAAUUUCUACCUUUGAUCAUUAAUAAUGUAAAGAAUAUAUAACCACAGUAUUUAAGAGAUGUUUGCAUUUUGCAGAAUCUGGCUUUUAAAACACAUGAUGUAGCAGGACUAUGAAGCUAUAAAGUGAAAUUACAUCCCCUAGCUACGGAGCUUUCUCAGUAUUACCUGACACUUACGAAGAGGAGAGCUUCUCUCUCCAGCACCCCAAGACUCCCAAAUUAACUUUGAGAAUGCAGUCAUUUUACCACAAGUAUCUCCUGAAAAUACAGAUUAUAAGCAUUUAAGACCCUCUUUCAUGGCACACAACAGUAUUUCUGAAGAUAGCUUCAAAGUUGCCAUUUAACCUACAAAACACCAAUGAGUUUGUCAUACAGGCAUUUUUCCCUAAAACACUAAGUGACACAUCAGAAUUGAGCUAACCAAAUAAUAAUAAACAUAGGGCUAAAUAUUCCAGCAACAGACAAUCUGUACAAAAACUAGUUGUUCCUCACACAAGUGAUUCCUUUCCUUUUGCAAUUACCACAGUAGCCUCCUUCACCGCCUUCAGCUCACCAGCAUCUCUUGUAAUAAAGAGCCCAGAACCUCGAGGGAACACAGGCAGAAUUUCUCAUCCUUGUAGCACACUCAUCCCUGGAUUUUAGGUUGAAUAACUGACUUCAUGGAGGACAACAAAGAAAGAAAGAAAAAUGUCAUCUUGCCUCCACAUAGCAAAGGAGGCAGUGUUUCAAAGGAGACUGUUAUUUAUCCCACACUACAGGCACAGAGCAACAAACGAUUUGCCUGACUUUAUUUACCUCCCAAACUGGUGUCUUUCUCCUGCUGUUGCUGCUCUUCUCUCUCUAAGCCCAGCUCAUGUGUAACAGCUAGCCACUCCCUGCUGCUGUCUGCACACCAGAGGGAACAGACACAGACAAGACAGAUGGACUUUUGCUGCUCUUACCCAUGUCCAGCAUUGACAUCAAUAGCCUGUCCAGGUCCCUCUGGAUGGCAUCCCUUCCAUCCAGCAUGCUGACUGCUCCACGUUUCUUGGUGUCACCAGCAAACUUGUUGGGGUGCGCUUGGUCCCACUGUCCACAUUAAACAGGGGCAGUCCCAAAGCCCUGUAGGAAUGUCACUUGUCACUCUCCAACUGGACAUCAAGCUGUUGACCACAACACUUUGAGUGUGACCAUCCAGCUCCUUCCUUAUCCACUGAGUGGUCCCUCCACUCUCUGGGAGUCCAAGGAUGUCACGUGGGACAGUGUCAAAUGCUUUGCACAGAUCCAUGUACAUGUGAGUUGCUGUCCCCUUGUCCAUUAAUGCUGUAACACCACCAAACUUUCCAGGCAUUAUUUGCCCUCAGUGAAGGCAUGUUGGCUGUCCCAAUCACUUCCAUGUUUUCCAUGUGCCUUAGCACAGUUUCCACAAGGAUCUGUGCCCAUGACCUUGCUGGGCACAGAGGUGAGACCGAUUGGUCUGUAGUUCUCCAGGUCUUCCUUUUUUCCCUUUUUAGGGAUGGGGGUUGUGUUUCCCCUUUUCCAGUCAUUGGGAAUUUCACUGGACUGCUGUGACUGCUCAAAUAUGAUUGGUAGUGGCUCAGCCACUUCAUCCACCACUUCCCUCAGGACCUGCAAAUGCAUCUCAUCAGAUUCCACAGGCCUUUGCACCUUCAGGUCCCUUAGAUGUACUUGAACCUGAUCUUCUACAGUGCACAGCUCUUCAUUUCCCCAGGCCCUGCCUUUGCCUUCUGUGACCCAGCCAGUGUGGCUGGAGCACUUGUUGGUGAAAACCAGUGGAAAAAAAAGUGAGUAACACAGCCUUCUCUGUAACCUGAGUAACCAGGUCUAAUGUUUCCUUCCAGACAUGGCUCAUAGUUUCCCUAAUCUUUCUUUCCAAUCAGCCACAUAAGUAUGGAAGCUAUUAUUGGUGCCCUUCAUGUCCCUGACCAGAUUUAAUUCUAUCAGGGCUUUAGCUUUCCUCACCUCAUCCCUGUCUGCUUGGACGAUGCUGGAGAGAACAAUUUCUGUGUAUUCCUGUGUAUAUACACAAUUUCUGUGUAUACCAGACUACCUGUUCUUUCCUCCAUCCUCACUGACUUAUUUUUUGUGCUUGUUCAGGAGCUUCUUGUUCAUCCACGCAGGCUUCCUGGCUUUUUUACCUCAUUUCCUCUUUUUUUGGGAUGCAUUUCUCCCGAGUUUGGAGGAGACGAUCCUUGAGUAUCAACCAGCUUUCUUGGACCCCUCUUCUCUCCAGGGCUUUAUCCCAUGGUAUUCUACCAAGCAGAUCCCUUAAGAGCCAAAGUCUGCUCUGCUGAAGUCCAGGGCAGUGAUCUUGCAGUGCAGCCUCCUCACACUCGCACUCUGACCUUCAAAGGUUCUGGGUUCAGUCCAUGCUGCCAAAAGAACAAAAGUGAAGCUGCAUUCCACACCAUGGAGAAAAUGCUUGUGGGUAGUCUGUUCUAGCUCUCCCUGUGGAGCUGCAUGGCUGCUGAUGCAAUGCUGGGGAAAGCUUAAAAAUCUUUGGGGCUUAAUCAAUCUCCAUUGAAAGAGCCAGCAGAAAAUUCCCCUCCUCAAGGCCACAUUAAAUAAGGAAUUUACUAAGACUGGCUGUACAUGAGUUUAAGGGAGAAUCUUUAAUUUAAACUUGUUAUAUCACCCAAGCAAAACCUCUUUAACAAAUGAAGAAAGUCUGGUGAAAUUAAUGUGAAUGUUAAAUAUUCACUGCAUAUAUUCAAUUUCUCAUGCAGCAUGUAGCUGUGAGAACAGCUUUCUUCAGCCUGCAUUUGCUGUUAGAUGGAUUUUUUAACUUUUCAAUGGCUAUAACAGAAAAUUAAGAUAAAAUAUGAAAACUUUUUGAUAUUUUUGUGGGUACAAAACUUCAGAGCAGCUUGUAUGAAACUGUUCACCUACUUCUUGUCCUGUUUUGGCAAGAAUGGAAGCAGUGACCAGUUGUAUCCAGACAAAGAUCAGAAUAAUAAUUAAAAGAACUAUACCAUCAUGCUGAAGACAACCUCCAAAAAGGAAAAAAGGCUUUUCCCCCCUCCCUUAAUCUUAUGGUUCAUUAGAAUGUAAAAACAUUGUUCUGGAAAAUUUAUUUUUAAAAAAACUAUACUCUUCUCAAGGCAUCAGUUCUUGGCAUUCCUUCUUUUAAUGCAGAGUUCAGUGGAAUUUCAGAGGUAUUUUUUUAGGUCCCAGCACAAAAGCCAGGUAACAAAAACUGAGUACCCUGAACAAACCCACAGUUCUGCUAUGAGUGGAGAGAGCAUUCACCCCUUUAAAAAACUGCAAUGCAAAUAACCUCACACUAGUAAAAAUGUCUGAGAUAAAUGUAGGAAGAAAUGCCAGGCCCAUAUGAGUUGUCAGACAGGUGUUCCUUCUAAAAGCAAGGUAUUAAAAUGUCAGUCAGGAAUCCCAGUCAGAUGUAAGGGACGGGAACUUAGACACAAGUCCCAGAGCUGCUCUUGGCUUCACUCACAAUAUUCCAUUUUUCUAAGUAAGCUGGAGUAUUUGGUGGCAGGAUAUUGGAAAUACUUACACUUUACAGCAAAUGCACAGGACGCACAAUACCAUUUUACUUGCACAAUAAAGUUGCAGGUAAAAUGAUGAAUAUUUAAGAGAGAAAAAUGUUACAUAUUCUGACUUCUACUUAAGGAAAAGACUAAAAGUCCUGGAUUGAAAAUGUAUAUGCAUGUUAGCUAUAUAUUUAUAUAUAAGUGUGUACACACACACUUAAAAAAAGGAUUUGUGCAAACUUAAGUUCAAGAAUAGGGAAGAAAUCUGAAGAAAGUACCUUUUAAAAAUCUGAGUAGCAGAUCAAUAAAAUUUCAGUACAAACAUGGUUUAUUAUGUAACUAAGAUACAUGCAUUUAUAUGCUGUUUAAUGUAUUUUGUUAACUAUUUUUCAUAUAUGUCAUAUCUAAUGUACAUAUGCUUUAUGUAUUAUAUUUUAGUUACCAUAUUCUACAUUACAUAUUAAAGUCACUUGGAUUCAA